This is a messenger RNA of Gongylonema pulchrum, 516 nucleotides long. The record is from the annotation of a GenBank genome assembly. Lineage: Eukaryota; Metazoa; Nematoda; Chromadorea; Rhabditida; Gongylonematidae.
UUGCAGGCUGCUUUGCUACUUUUGCCAGAUAAAUUCACGCUUGAUCAGUUUUAUGCGGAAAUUGUGUCACUUUCAUAUCGCGGUGAUUUUCGACUGUUAUUCGGUGAAGAUCGAGCCAAAAUUCGGAAAAUUGCUGAGGGAAGCCGAGCUGAACUCGAGCAAAUUUACUUGCCACUCCUGAAAACCAGCAAUGAUGUUUCUGUGCAGUACAGUAAUGUUGAGCAGGACACAAGGAGUGCAGCAAUGUAUGAUCGAAUUGUUCAAUUGCCAGUGAAUAUACUUCGAAAUUUACAACACCAGUUCAACAGCAGGAGCGGUAUGCAAAACGACGUCGAAGAGAUUGCUGGUUGGUUGUCGCAACAAGUGCAUGGCUCAAAACACAUCUCGGAUAUCAUUGAAGACAUUGUGCGAAGGUCCGCAUGGCAACAGACUGUAAAAAAUGCAUUUUCGGCCGGUGCAACUCGUUCCCUGGCAUAUUCUUUCGCAAAACUGGUAAAAAUGCUCAAGUCGCUGUGA